This is a messenger RNA of Salvia miltiorrhiza (redroot sage), 1011 nucleotides long. Its product is annotated as homeobox-leucine zipper protein ATHB-12-like. Gene Ontology annotation, molecular function: sequence-specific DNA binding; DNA-binding transcription factor activity, RNA polymerase II-specific. NCBI's taxonomy places the organism in Eukaryota, Viridiplantae, Streptophyta, Magnoliopsida, Lamiales, Lamiaceae. Gene Ontology annotation, biological process: positive regulation of DNA-templated transcription. Gene Ontology annotation, cellular component: nucleus. The record is from RefSeq and is a predicted model, not a curated record. Bases 192 to 734 code for a protein of 180 amino acids. The transcript is spliced from 2 exons.
AUACAUAAUACAUUCCCAUCAGUCAUUUCAUUUAAUUUGAUUAACACACACAACACAACAUGCACAUACAGUAGUUAGUAGUUACAAAACAAAAUAGGAGACACAUAUCUUAAAAUCCGAAAGACACAAGAGUAAGUUCCUAUUUAUUACAUUAAGAUAUCAUCAUCUUAUCUCAUUCAUCUUCACCAAACAUGAUGGCAUCAUCCGAUUCAUCCCCACAAAAAACACCUCCAAAAAACAAAACCAAGACUCAUCAUCAUCAUCCAAGAAGGUUCAGCGAAGAUCAAAUAAAAUCCCUAGAGUCCAUUUUCGAGCAGGAAAGCAAGCUCGAGCCCAAAAAGAAGCUCGAGAUUGCAAGAGAUCUGUCCCUCCACCCUCGCCAGGUAGCCAUCUGGUUCCAGAAUAAACGAGCUCGUUGGAAAUCCAAGCGAAUCGAGCAAGAAUUCAUCCACCUCAAAUCCACCUACGACGCCCUCUCUACCAGCUUUGAUGCCUUGAAGAGGGAGAAACACUCUCUCCAAAUGCAGCUGCAGGAGCUGAAUGAUCGGUUGAAGAAUCGCGGUGAUCGUAUUAAUGAUGAUGAUGAAGAUGAGAGGAUUAUUACAAGCUGUUUCGAUGGUCAAGAAUUUCUAACGUGUGGAGAGAAAGUGAUGAGCCAAACAUGGCGCAAUCUCUCCGACUCCGGCGUCCUAUUCCACGACUCCUCGGAGAAUCCCAACUGGUGGGAGACUUAGAUGAUAUAUAUCACUUUAUGGAAUUUGGGAGUGAUGUGUUUGGAUGAUUAGAGGUAGAUUAAUAUUUUUCAAGCUUUUAUAUAUGUUGAAGGUCUCCAUGCAAGAAAGUAUGUAGUGCAGAGUGUUUGAAGCUUGAACUCAAGCAGAAUUAAGAACAAUGAUAUUGUGAUUCUUAUUGAGAUUGAUUUCAUUUCAUUUAGCAUUAUGUAUAUUUGACUCAUCAGCUUCACAAGUUUGUAAGAUAUAUAAUUGGUAUAUGAUCGAAUUUUCAGAUUUU